AUGGGAGGAAGUGAAAGUUGUCUUAGUAUGAGAAUUGGAUUAUCAAGGGAGUUUUUAGAUGAUGAAACUGGAAGCAAAGUACAAGAAAUGAAGUUGGUAAAGGAGAUGAAAUGGGUGCAAGGGUGGAGGAAUGCUGGACAUCCAGAGACAACAAGGAAGGCUGCCCAGAGCAUCGCCAGGCUGCUCCCUUGUCCCGUGCCUUGGGCCUCCUCCUUUGGGAAUACGCAGAUGUCAGAAACUGAGCUGGAAAAGAUAAAAGUAAGAACAGCUGAGCUUUUCGAAAAUGAUAAAAAUAACAUUUCUUGGUUAAAGGAAGAUAUGCAACUCACAAAUGAAAAGCAUGCAGACGAGAAACCCAUUAAUGCUAUCAUUAUAAAUUCAGUAUCCGAAUUCAAUAUCACAGAUGGACCAGCCAAGGAAACCCCCAGUGAGAAAAAACUGUCAGAAUCCAGCACAUCACUGUCCUCCCUUGAAGAAUGCCAAACGAAAUUUUCCUACCUCCAAACUGAUACUUCAGUUCAUCAGAGAGACACUGAUGAGGAGUGUGCCUCCCUUAUCCUCACCUGUCUGUUUUGCCAGUUUUGGGACUGUCUCCUGAUGCUCCCAGAUACUUGUGAAACGGUGUGUACCAACCUGUGCUGCCCCUCUCACAGGUAUCACCACACCUCGGAUGAAAGUCACGCUCGGAAUGGUUGCAACUGCAACUGUGGCAUGGACUGCAGCCUGUUUGAAUCUUGCCACGAGACCACCGAGUGUCUGGAGCUGGCCAUGGAGAUUUCGGAAAUCUGUUACCGCUAGCACAGUGAAGUUAACCACAUCCCAGCAGAUCCUUUGGCCCCACAGGGAAAUCCCAUGACGAUAAGACUGUGAUUUCUAUGUGC
This is a messenger RNA of Odobenus rosmarus divergens (Pacific walrus), 881 nucleotides long. RefSeq lists its product as uncharacterized. The coding region runs from base 1 to 798 and encodes 265 amino acids. The record is from RefSeq and is a predicted model, not a curated record. NCBI's taxonomy places the organism in Eukaryota, Metazoa, Chordata, Mammalia, Carnivora, Odobenidae. The transcript has 5 exons.